Molecule: messenger RNA, 363 nt
Organism: Brettanomyces bruxellensis
Lineage: Eukaryota; Fungi; Ascomycota; Pichiomycetes; Pichiales; Pichiaceae
Exons: 1
Coding region: 1-363 (120 amino acids)
Source: RefSeq, a predicted model, not a curated record
AUGGUCGCAAAUAGAAUCGACGAUUCAGAUAAAUCCAUUAAUCAUGAUGAUAAAGCCAAUACUUCGGAGUUAAAUGGUCCACAUCAGGAGACCUCAAAGGACAUUAGUUUUGUCAAAAAGGUAGAUGGGAAAACAGUUCUUCGAUAUUAUCCGGACACACCUGAGUCUUUUAAGCAUAAAGAGAUGUUUAAUGGUAAAGCCCCUUCAAAGUUUUACGAUCCUUGUGCUUUAUCAUCAAAAAUGGCUGUAAGAUGCAUGGAGAAUCACGAUGAAGAUUAUAAGACCGUGUGUGCGGAAUAUUUCAAAGCAUACAGAGAAUGCAAAAAGGUGUGGAUGGAAAAAAGGAGGAAAGGAACUUGGUGA